Messenger RNA from Solea senegalensis (Senegalese sole), 1691 nucleotides. RefSeq names its product potassium channel, subfamily K, member 3a (gene kcnk3a). Gene Ontology annotation, cellular component: membrane. Bases 108 to 1307 code for a protein of 399 amino acids. Lineage: Eukaryota; Metazoa; Chordata; Actinopteri; Pleuronectiformes; Soleidae. Gene Ontology annotation, biological process: potassium ion transmembrane transport; stabilization of membrane potential. Gene Ontology annotation, molecular function: potassium ion leak channel activity; open rectifier potassium channel activity. The transcript is spliced from 2 exons. The record is from RefSeq and is a predicted model, not a curated record.
GCUCAGUCAGUCAGAGCAGCACAGCCAUGAGCCCGCCGAGCUCCCCGUCCUCCAGAGCCGCGCUGACUCUCGUGCCCCUGCGCCCCUGACGCACACCGCGCCACACCAUGAAGAGGCAAAACGUGCGGACCCUCGCGCUCAUCAUCUGCACCUUCACCUACCUGAUCGUCGGCGCCGCGAUCUUCGACGCGCUGGAGUCCCGGAAGGAGACGAGCCAGAGGCGGGAGCUGGACCUGCGGAGAGCGGAGCUGCUCCAGACCUUCAACCUGUCCACGGGGGACUUUGACGAGCUGGAGAAGGUGGUGCUGCAGCUCAAGCCACACAAAGCCGGCGUCCAGUGGAAAUUCGCCGGCUCCUUUUACUUCGCCAUCACUGUGAUCACCACCAUAGGAUAUGGCCAUGCAGCCCCCAGCACAGACGGAGGGAAGGCGUUCUGCAUGCUCUACGCCCUCCUGGGCAUCCCGCUCACUUUGGUCAUGUUCCAGAGCGUCGGUGAGCGGAUCAACACCUUUGUCAGGUACCUGCUCCAUCGCCUGAAGGUGUGCCUUGGCAUGAGACACACCGAGGUCUCCAUGGUCAACAUGGUGAUCAUUGGCUUACUAUUCUGCAUGAGCACGCUGUGUGUCGGUGCGCUGGCCUUCUCCCACUUUGAGGGAUGGAGCUUCUUUCACGCCUACUACUACUGCUUCAUCACGCUCACCACGAUCGGCUUCGGGGACUAUGUGGCGCUGCAGAAGGAACAUGCUCUGCAGACCAAGCCGGAGUACGUGGCCUUCAGCUUCAUCUACAUCCUGACGGGCCUGGCUGUGAUUGGAGCCUUCCUCAACUUGGUAGUGCUGCGCUUCAUGACGAUGAACGCCGAGGACGAGAAGAGGGACGCGGAGCAGAGGGCUCUGCUCACUCACAACGGUCAGGCGGGGCACAUCAACUGCUCGGCGGAUCCGGCCUCCUCGUCCUCCACGCCGUCCGGAUGCGGCGGCGGGAACGCGGUGGGCGGCAGCGGGGGAGGCGCGGCGAGCCGAGGCCUCCGCAACGUUUACGCCGAGGUGCUCCACUUCCAGUCCAUGUGCUCCUGCCUUUGGUACAAGAGCAGGGAGAAACUGCAAUACUCCAUCCCCAUGAUCAUCUCACGUGACCUCUCCACCUCGGACACGUACAUGGAGCAGGGAGAAGCUUUUUCCAACCCGCUCCACUCGAAUGGCUGCAUGUGCAGCCUGCAGUGUCACUCGGGCAUUAGCUCAGUUUCCACCGGUCUGCACAGCAUCAAUACCUACAGAAGACUCAAUAAGCGCAGAAGCUCCAUCUAAACGGGAGGACUUCAUUCUUAAAGGUCAAAUCCCACUUGUGGCUGCCACCCGAAUGGGGAGGAAUCUCCUACUGUGGUACUAUAUUAGCUGCGGACAUCAGGGUGGAGAGAGUGUGGAGCUGCAGUCUCCAGACUGUCAGCCUCGUGUUUAACUUCCAUUAGCUUAGCACAAACCAUUUAGGACUCACGUUGUUCCUGGGAAAUAAUGCUAAUGGUUGUUUAUGAAGCAAGCAAACUCAGAACCUGUCUCUGAAAAUCUUAGAUUUUCUAAUAUUAAGAGUCACAUUGUUUGAUAAUUUGGUCAUGAGACAGAGUCGAGAACAUUUCAAAAGGGACAAAAUACACUGUGAGACAUGUUUUUAAAGAGGGACUGUGGGUGCAUUAA